CCCAGGGCCCAGCGCCCAGCUCCAGGGAGCACAGCGCCGGCUCAGGGCUCCAAGCAGGGGGCGCCGCCGACCAGAGACGCACACAUGCAGGCGGCCUCCAUGGAGCCUUUGUACCCGGCCUUCACACCUAGCUGGAACACCUCAGCUGCCAGCCCUGGAGACAACCACAAUGGGACACUGGUAGGGGCAGCACCGUCAGCAGGGGCCCGGGCAGUAUUGGUACCCUUGCUGUACCUGCUAGUGUGCACUGUGGGGCUGGGUGGCAACGGGCUGGUCAUCUACGUGGUGCUGCGACACGCUAAGAUGAAGACGGUCACUAAUGUGUAUAUCCUCAACCUGGCCGUGGCCGAUGUGCUGCUUAUGCUGGGCCUGCCCUUCCUAGCCACACAGAACGCUGUGUCCUACUGGCCCUUUGGCCCCUUCCUGUGCCGUCUGGUCAUGACGCUGGAUGGCAUCAACCAGUUCACGAGCAUCUUCUGCCUGACCGUCAUGAGCAUUGACCGCUACCUGGCUGUGGUCCACCCACUCCGCUCUGCCCGCUGGCGCCGCCCACGAGUGGCCAAGCUGACCAGUGCUGCUGUCUGGGCCUUCUCGUUGCUCAUGUCCCUGCCACUGCUGGUCUUCUCAGAUGUGCAGGAGGGCUGGGGAACCUGCAACCUCAGCUGGCCAGAGCCUGCAGGACUGUGGAGUGCUGCCUUCAUCACCUACACAUCUGUGUUGGGUUUCUUCGGGCCACUGCUGGUCAUCUGCCUCUGUUACCUGCUCAUUGUGGUGAAGGUGAAGGCUGUAGGCGUGCGUGCCGGGUCCUCAAGAGGCCGGCGAUCCGAGCGCAGGGUGACCCGCAUGGUGGUAGUUGUGGUGCUAGUCUUUGUGGGCUGCUGGCUGCCCUUCUUCAUUGUCAACAUUGUCAACCUGGCCUUUACACUGCCUGAGGAGCCUGCCUCCGCCAGCCUCUACUUCUUCGUAGUGGUCCUGUCCUAUGCCAACAGCUGUGCCAACCCACUGCUCUAUGGCUUCCUCUCUGACAACUUCCGCCAGAGCUUCCGGAAGGUUCUGUGUGUCCGUGGGAGCUAUGGCAUGGAGGAUGCCGAUGCUGUGGAGCUACGGCCAGACAAGAGUGGGCGGCUACAGGAGGUCACGCUGCCUCCCACACGCAGCUGCCAGACAAAUGGGCACAUGCAGACCAGCCGGCUAUGAGAGCCACCUGGGUCUUUCAGGGACCACCCAAUGUCAUCUUCCUGGUGUGGGACCGUGCUGAGGCACCCAUCCUCAGAUACUCUGGGCUGCAAUUCAGAUACUCCUUGGCAGCGGCAUAAAGAAAGGAGCUACCUAGGGCAGAGCCAUAGGUGGACACCGUGCAACCAGCAUCCUGCAGUGACUAUGUCACUUCACCAGCCCCUUUCCCUAUGUGGGCCAGUUCUGGAACCUUGGGGACUCAGCUUUGUCCCCAGAAAUGUCUGGCAUCUCCAGCCCUGCCCUAGCCUAUCUUGUCUCAGUAUCCAGGCCAUGGGAGCUGGCAGGGGCACUCUUCCUGACCACUGGUAUGAGGUGGUAACCACCCACCCUGAGGCCUUACUGCACGUACCCCUCAUCAUGGAAGCUCCGUGUCACCAUGUCAGCAUCUGAGUGCUACUCAGUGAAUUAAAGACACCUGAAUGCACUCAGUGCUGGCCUCCAUUCCCUGGAGCUCCCAGGGUCCGGGCAACAGCCCCAGCCCCUCACUGACCCUGAGACUGUGUGGACACUGGGGGAGCAGGACACUGGGGGAGCAGGCUGGCUCUGGACAGCUAGGGUCCCCUGAGGUCCCAGAGAGGACAUUGUCCUUAGGGCCCUACUUUCCUAUAUACUUGGCUUGGUGGUGGGAACCAUGGGCAGGGCAAACACAGGGAUGGCCACCCUGGGAUGAGCUCUGUCCACGUGCCAAGAAGGCAGGCUAGGGUAAGGGUUCCUGCUGGAAGUUUUUGAGGUUUAGAGGCUGUGAGGUUUAGAGGCUGUGAGGACCCUACAGGUCCCCCUUCUGGGUCAAUCAGGGGCUCUGGCCAGGAGAAGGAACAGGACAAGCAGGUGGGAGGGGGUUGGGAGAGACCUGCUUCCUAGUGUAAAUAGCAUAGCCUGGGAGGAUGGUGCUGGGUGGAUAGAGGCAAAUGCCAGCAAGCACCAGCCCCUGAGAAUCCACCCUCAGGAUUGUGCUUAUUCCCUAGCCCAGGACAGCCUCUCUGCUACCAAGGCCGGGAGUAGAGCCCUGAGAACCCCUGUGCGGCCUCCUUGCUGGGGCCCCCAGGAUGCCUUGCCUUUUCUCUGAGGCUGGAAGGAGAGGUCAGCUGCACAAUCAUGUGCUCUGGGACAGCCCUGCCUGAUGCUGCCUAGGCCUCCCAGGAAGAUGCAGGGGCCAAGUGAAGCAGGACGGGAAAGGUAAAGCCGGGCCAGCACUGCUGGGUCUCCUGCGUGCCACCCAGACAGCUGAUCCUGGAAUACAUUCCGUAUACCAAAGGCACUUGUGUUUGACAACCUGCUCCCUGAAUAAAUUAGAGAAUAAAUGUUUGAUUCUUUCC
Molecule: messenger RNA, 2552 nt
Organism: Chinchilla lanigera (long-tailed chinchilla)
Lineage: Eukaryota; Metazoa; Chordata; Mammalia; Rodentia; Chinchillidae
Gene: Sstr5
Product: somatostatin receptor 5
Exons: 2
Coding region: 85-1197 (370 amino acids)
Biological process (GO): neuropeptide signaling pathway; cellular response to glucocorticoid stimulus; regulation of insulin secretion
Cellular component (GO): neuron projection; membrane
Molecular function (GO): somatostatin receptor activity; neuropeptide binding
Source: RefSeq, a predicted model, not a curated record